Messenger RNA from Leptomonas pyrrhocoris, 318 nucleotides. RefSeq lists its product as hypothetical. NCBI's taxonomy places the organism in Eukaryota, Euglenozoa, Kinetoplastea, Trypanosomatida, Trypanosomatidae. The record is from RefSeq and is a predicted model, not a curated record. Bases 1 to 318 code for a protein of 105 amino acids. The transcript has a single exon.
AUGAAGCGCCGCGCUGCGUGGCUGCAUCUGUGUCUGUGCUGGUGUUUGUUGUUGUUGUUGUGGUGGUGGUGGUGGUGGUGGUGUGCUGACGACUGCGAGCUGCGUCGGCUGCCUCGGCCGCCGCGACGACGUCCCCAUGAAGAUUGUGGCAUCUCUCCACGGACCCGCAUUCGCACUGCGGUGAGUGACAUCAUUGUUGCCGUCGAACCUAAUACCAAGGCAGAGGGACUGUGCGUGUAUGUGUGUGGGUGUGUGUGCGUGCGGUGUGUGCUGCGCGGCUGCGUGAUGACUCAGGUUUACGACGAACAACUCGUCUGA